This is a messenger RNA of Rhopalosiphum maidis (corn leaf aphid), 2091 nucleotides long. RefSeq lists its product as uncharacterized. The coding region runs from base 484 to 2091 and encodes 535 amino acids. NCBI's taxonomy places the organism in Eukaryota, Metazoa, Arthropoda, Insecta, Hemiptera, Aphididae. The transcript is spliced from 5 exons. Gene Ontology annotation, biological process: regulation of transcription by RNA polymerase II. Gene Ontology annotation, molecular function: DNA-binding transcription factor activity, RNA polymerase II-specific; transcription cis-regulatory region binding. The record is from RefSeq and is a predicted model, not a curated record.
CACCCAUUGCAGUGUACGCACACACACGAAUGAUCGUCGUUCCCGGUCGUUCCACACCUAGCGCGCCAAUUUUUCGUCGUGUUUAUGUUAUUUUUUGGUUUUUUUUUUUCUCUCGUUUUUACGUAUCACUCGCGCCAGUCGACCACGAACGCCGAUAAUUACGCGUAAGUCGUCUUGUACUCGUUUCGACGUGAAUUAAUACCGUAGUGGUUGUUCGGUCGAUCCAGUAGCGGCAUAUACCGCGCUAAAUAUCGACGUUGGCGGCGGCUAUCUCUCAUUUUAUUUCGUUAUUAUUGUUAUUGUAAUAUCACCGGUGUACUACCCCUUAACCACCAGUCACCCACACACCACCGACAACACUUGACAUUACCACGACUGCACAGGGAACUGAUAUAGAAUCAUCACGGCGGCCGAGAUAGCAUACCCGGUUUACUACACACGGACACGUUUACGACGUACAGAUAUAUUAACUCAACAAUCACCAUGGAUCUUGGAACAUUAGAUAGUCUUACUUUCUAUCAAGACUGUAUAGACUUUGACAUGAAAAGUGAUUAUGACCGUGUUUUAUCAAAUAAUAGUUUCAACUAUGAUGAUUCAUUGUCAUUGAAUGAUGACAAUAUGAUGUCCAUGAUGGAUCCGCUCAAUUCUGGAUUAUGGCUCAAUUCUGAUUCUGAUUCACAUCAUCACUUAGACUUUAUGGAAGGCGAUUUAGAGUCAGCAAUCAUGGUUAAUCCUAAUUCUGUAAUACCAUCAUCUGCUGCAGCAGAAAUUAAGAUUAAGGAUGAACCAGUUGAUGUACCAAUUUUACCAAAAACAUAUCUACCUAUUACGAUUAAAAAAGAGAAGCUUGACUCAGUGGAACCUCAAGAAGUUAUGAUUAAGUUUCCCGAAAUUAAUCCUGAAAAUAUAAAAUCUGAAAAAUUGCCAUUAGAAAUAACUAAAGUGGAAGAACUCAAACCUAUACCAAAAGCUAUUAGGCUAUCUGAUUUGUUAAGUCAAACAUCAAGUAUUGGCCAACAGAAGACUGAAUUAAUGACUGUACGUGUAACAAUGCCAUCAGCCUUGCCUACCCUAAAGACAACUGUAACUUCUAGAACAGUUCCAAUUUCUUUUGUGAAUAAUACUAUUUCUGGGCAUUACAAAAUUGUUAGGCCUAAGCAGCAAAUAAAACCAAUUCAAUCGAGAAUUAAUGGCAACAAAAUGAAUGAAAGUAUGGGUCUUUAUCCAAGACCUACUUAUUCCUACUCAUGCUUAAUUGCUAUGGCAUUAAAAAAUUCAAGUUCUGGAUCUUUACCAGUUUCAGAAAUUUAUAAUUUUAUGUGUAAACAUUUUCCGUAUUUUAAGACUGCCAGUAGUGGAUGGAAGAACUCUGUUCGUCACAACCUGAGUUUGAAUAAGUGUUUUGAAAAGAUUGAAAAACCAAUUGGUAGUACAGGUGCCCCAAGAAAAGGAUGUUUAUGGACAAUGAAUCCCAGCAAAAUAUCAAAAAUGGAUGAUGAGAUGCAAAAAUGGUCACGUAAAGAUCCCUCUGCUAUUAGACGUGCAAUGCUUAAUCCUGAACAUUUGGAUUUACUGGAACGUGGUGAGAUGAAUGAAUGUUAUGAUCGACGUGACAGUUAUUUCUUUGAUGAUGAAGAAGAGGAGGAGGAAGAAAUAAUCAGCCAAGAAAUGACAUCUGAAGAUGACAGAAUCAGUGAUGUUGAAGAAGAAUCUGAUAAUGAGUCAAGAAUCGAUAAAGAUGAUUCACCAUAUCAGCUAAUAACAUUUGGCCUAGAUGAUUUAGCUAACCUUAAUGACCUUGGCAAUGAUAUUGAUGAUGAAGAAGAAAUAGAAGAGAGUUCAAAUGAUGGCAGCUUCGGCAUUGAAGCAUCAGAGUAUAAAACAAACUUUGACGAUUUGAUAUCUGUUCAAGACAUGCCUCUAACAUAUGUAGUUCAGCCCCCAAAUAAGACUGUAGUUAACAAUAAACGACCGUAUCAACAACCUUUAUUUAAGGGUAGUUAUGUGUUGACUAAAAGUGUUACAUCAAGUGUACCAAGUCCAAAGCGAAAAUUCAUCAGUAGGCCAGUAUCAAUAUUAAGAAAUAUUUAA